Messenger RNA from Odontomachus brunneus, 10123 nucleotides. Its product is annotated as Kv channel-interacting protein 4-like. The record is from RefSeq and is a predicted model, not a curated record. The transcript is spliced from 8 exons. Gene Ontology annotation, molecular function: calcium ion binding. NCBI's taxonomy places the organism in Eukaryota, Metazoa, Arthropoda, Insecta, Hymenoptera, Formicidae. Bases 2602 to 3855 code for a protein of 417 amino acids.
AAAUCUUGUUUGGUCAACCGGAAUUUUGGUUCUUCAUAUAUUUUGUCAGAUAUUUAAUUAAUUAAUUUAGUUUGGCAACCAAAUAUUUUUUCUGUGCAUGAAGUUACAAAUAUUUGUUGAACGACGACGGACUAUAAAUGUCGACCUAAAUUUCAAUCCGAGUAUUUCCUUGUGCUCGAUGGAUUUAUCCGUUCUGGGCAAUCGUUCGUUUCCGUUAAAAUCGGAAACCUUCUGUAUAAUCUCACACACCUAGAAAUAUGUGAUGUAUCGUUGCCCAUGUCCGACACUCUGCGUCCUCCAUCCUGGUUUCCGAUUUAACAUCCUGGCAGCUCCAUUGGGAAUGGUACGCACCAACACAUGUACCACGGUAUACAAAACGUGCACUGGCCACCUUAAAAUAUAAUGGAACUCAAGAAAGCAUGUUACACGCGAGAAUAUACGUAAACAUACGAGGUAAGUUUGACCGUUUUAAAGGGCCGCGGGAUGUUUGGAGAGUGUCGAUUACUUGACCGUACAAUAGUGGAGGGCCGACAGUUGGCACUUGGGGAUUGUUUUGUUACAGUUUCGCGAGCACUUUGUCAUUCGAUAGAUCGAUAGUUAUAUAUUAACAAUUUUUUAUCAGGUAUAUUCGCCCAACUACGCAUUUCUCAUCACUAAUUAAUCGAAAGCGGGGACGUAUUUUCUGAAUUAAUCAACAGUGAUGAGAAACGUGUAACUAAAAACAGAUUUAACUAGUCGAAAACUUUUAGUAAUUUACUAAUUUACCGAAUGGCAAGAUAUUUGCGGAAUUGUACAGGCACCCCCUUUUUCCUCUGAUUAUCACCGAAUUUUUCAUUUCUAAUUAAUAAAUCUGAUGACAUUGUCACUUGAGAGAGUCGAUAAUAAUAACAAGCGUGAAAGACGCCGACUCGACACGUCACGACAAGCAUUGAUCUGAAUAUCCUAAAUAUACGAGAUUACUCUCUAAUAAUAUACUUACGAUAUGUUCCAACGAUCGCACAUUGCUAUGUUCGACACUCUCGAUAUUUAUUUGCACGCGAGAUUCACUUUUGAUGGAUAAAAGACGUAUAAAAUGCGGAACGGUGUCGAUCAAUGUGUUGAUGAUGGUUGCUUAGCGCGAAAAGAUCGAAAAUAACUAAUGAUGCGCAUAUCGACUAUUAGCGUCGUGUCGUGAACGAUAGCACGACCUGGAAAGGACGCGCUCUGUGAGAUACUCUUUUUCUUCUCUCUUAACAGCCCGACGCUACUUUCCGCGCUCUGUAAGAUACUCUUCUUUCUCGCUCUUAACAGCCCGACGAUACCUUCCGCGUUUCGGCGUCACGCGAAUACCCCUGGCAUCGUUUCUCCUUCCACUCUGAUUAUCACCGAAUUUCUCAUCCCCAAUUGACUAAUCCGAUGAUCGUCCGAUUACAUUGUCACUUGAGAGAGUCGAUAAUAACAAACGUAAGAAACGCCGACUCGACACGUCGCGACAAGCAUUGGUUUGAAAAUAGCGAAUAUACGAGAUUACUUUCUAAUAAUGUACUUACGAUACGUUCCAACGAUCGCACAUCGUUAUAUUCGACACUCUUGAUACUUAUUUGCACUCACUUUCGACAGAUAAAAGACGCGUAAAAUGCGGAACGGUGUCGAUCGAUGUGUUGAUGGCGGUUGCUCAGAGCGAAAAGAUUGAAAAUGCCUGCGCAAUGCGUGACAAAAAUUCACUCUGUCUCACUCACUCACUCACUUUAUAUAUCCUUCUUUCUCUUGCAAAUUCAAAUAUACUCAAGAUAUGAUUCAAUAGAAGAAUAGAAAGAACGACUAUGAUUGGUCAGUCAUGAUUGACGCUUCGAAGCGUUUGCAGCGUUGAGUGGAUUCUACUUUCAGUCUCCCGAAUGCUUUAUUAUUGAUAGAUCGCUAAUUACUGCAAGUUUUCGCUCAGACGCAUCCGUAAGCUAGCUGUGCAUUUUUCAUGAUUGUUAGUCAGUUCAGAAAGCGGAAAUGUGUUUUCUAGAUUAAUUGAUGGUGAGAAACGUAUAGUUGGUAAACGAAAGUGAUUGGCUGAAAAUGUUUAGUAACUGUCGAUCUAUCCAGUCAUAAAGCAGAUGUUAUAGCUGACGAGUCGCGCAGUGAUGCAAAAUCCGUGGAAGAAAAAGCCAUACGAUAUGUGUUUCACGCGUCGCGACACGGUGGCGUGAUCGUCGCGUGCGGCAGUUCGACCGGCGGCAUUGAUUUCAUGAAUUUGCAAACUUGUGGACCAGCGACAUAGCAGGACGUGGAAUACGUAUUUCGAAGUGUUCGUUACAGUUCUCGUCGGGUUCUCUCAGUAAUCGGAAUAUUUCGUCGGCCUUCGAAAUGUUUCAUCGGAUCCCUGUCUCGUCGUCGUGUUAUUUAACUCGUGUUUCGCCAAUCGAAUCAUCCACGAGUGUCAGUGUCACGACGGAGUAGCCACGAGCCGGAAUGUUGGAUCGGGAAGCCGGGCUGGAGGACGCGGCCAGUGAAGCAUCGUAUAUUUCCAGAUUACUAACACAACCGAACUCACAACACACUAACCAACUGCGUCUCUCGACAACAAGCAUUAUGAUCUCGUCCAGGACAUCAUGCCAACGCCCUGAGUCCUGAAUGAGAAAACGGUCUGUCGCGCCCUGCGCGAUAAAGAACAGAGUUCCACGAGGAAGCCUGCGACUCCGACGGCGUAAACGAGCGGGGCCCUCGGCGCGAGGAAGGGGCUCUGCGGGAAGAGGGCCGCGCGAACGUAUCUCUGGGUCCGUCGUGGUGUUGUCCGCCGGGGGUGGCGGUGGCGGAGGGGGUGGAGGAGUUUGCAAGCGCCGUGAUUUGGAACGUCGGACGGGUGGCGGUCGCGGUGUUCCCUGUGUUCCCACCAUCAGCUCUUCUGUCGCAGGAAGCGCGGGGGGUUGUGGCCCCGUGGUGGGGCUCUCCUCCUACAAAAAGCGCCAAGGCAGUGGCACCGUCUGGGGUCGCGGCAGCCGUGGACGCGGCAGGGGUCGCGGGGGCGGCGCGAACCUCUUGGGUUCCGGCGUCGCCCCCGCGAAUUACGCACCAGGACUGCAGGGCGUUGCGCCUGGGCUGCGGGAGGUCGUGAACAUCCUCGGCAAGAGGAACCAAGCUGGCACUUUGACGGGCGUAGGCCCGCCGCCGGGAACGCUGGAUAACGAGAGCGCGUGCGACGAGGAGGAGGGGACUUCCACCAAGAGACCACCGAGGCCUCUCUACAGGAGAUUAAUCAACUACGUGAGACAAGCCUGGACCGGCGUCAAGUUCGCCCUAGAUUCGGAAUACGAGGAAGAGCAAACACCGAGAUACAGACCGGACUCUUUGGCGAGCCUUUGUCGAGCCACCAGAUUCACGGAGGCCGAGCUGAAGAGGAUAUAUCGCGGCUUCAAGGCUGAAUGUCCUACGGGAGUCGUCAGGGAGGAAACUUUCAAGUGCAUCUAUUCCAAGUUCUUCCCCCAAGGAGCCAAUACAAGCCAGUACGCGCAUUACGUUUUUAAUACUUUGGACCAGGAUCACAGCGGGCUUCUCAGCUUCGAGGAUUUUGUUACGGGUCUGAGUAUACUGUCUCGCGGCUCGAUAGACGAGAAACUGCGCUGGACGUUUUCUCUUUACGACAUCAACGGGGACGGCUGUAUCACGAGGGAGGAGAUGACCGACAUCGUGACUGCCGUGUACGAGCUGAUGGGAAAAUUCGCUGAUCCAAACCUGGACCACGAGGGCGUGCGCGAGAAGGUGGAUCGAAUGUUUCAGAAAAUGGAUGGCAACAGGGACGGCGUGGUAACGCUGUCCGAGUUUCUGGAGGCUUGUCGAGCAGAUCCCGACAUCUCGACUAGCAUGGCAGCUCUGGACACUGCCUUCUGACACUCAUCGCACCCGCGAUACUCACCGUGGACCUGAAGGGAUCACUCGAUUAGAAAGAAAAGAAAAAUACAAAUCGCUCAAUGUUGUACCUUAACUCCCUGGACCAGAGGAGGGGAACUCCUCAAGGGUGUGUCCCGUCGUCCUGGAAUAGCCGAUACGCGAUUUCUCAGAGUCGAUUGCCUCGAGAGACGACGCCGCGUCGCUUUGCGCGUACUAGCUCAACAAAACGUACUCAGUGGAAUUUCUAGAUUCGCGAGAAAGAAGCUAUUUAAGAAGAAGAGCAAGAGGAGGAACAAGGAACAAACGGGAUAAUAUUGAGCUUGAGAUUUCUGCGACUUAUAGAUGUAGGUAAAGGGGGUAACGGAAAUUAUUGUUUUGCGACAGCGAUGCAAAUUUCAGCGAAUGUUGAAUUGGGUGUUAGUUCAGAAUUGUGUUUGUACAAUCUCGUAGGCAUUCACGCGAGGAGAUAAGCGGAGAAGCGGACUGUGACAGCGAAGUAAUAAGCAUGUAGCAACGAUGAUAAGAUAAUUUUGGUGUUUCGUUUGUGUGAAGAGUCGACAUUCACUGACAGUUCCAGUUGGAUCGAUACGGAUACGAUCGCGAGCUAUUCUGAUUGCUUUACAGUCGCCAUAAGAAGCCGACGCCUUAAUAUAUUUCACGUGUGUGUUCGCGCAUUUAGAACAAAGAUUUUUCUUCCUAUAUCCAAAAAUAUGUUUAAUUAGUGGUCUUGCAAAAACUUUGCAAGAGGAUCUAUUCAAACUCGUACUUCUACUCAUGGUUAAUUAAAUGUUUGCACUCGAUAUCGUUCAGACAAAAGGCUGCUUUCCGAGAUAUAUGCCCGAAUACAUCGAAAUGCACCAAAUGGCUAUUUCGGUCUCGAUAGCCACGGAAUAACCACCGAAAUAAUUGACGAUUAUCAGAAAGGCUGACAGAGUCGUAUCCAUGUCGAUCUGCGUUCGGUGAAUUACUUUCAAUGAAUGUCGAUUCUUCAAAUUCAAAGAGAAAAAAAAGUGUAAUGUCAAUACUCACGAGCUCGGAUUAAACUUUUUUUGUCAAGUCAUCGCACUGCUUGAACGUUUUUUUUGUUUUCUUUUGAGAAUUUUAAACGAAAGACACGCGUAAUCGAUUGUUCAUCGGCACCGGCUAAAAGCUGCGUUUUAGUCGAUAUUUUUCGAGACAUAACGGAAAAAUCACAAUUCGCAAUUUCGGUCGUGUUUUGCGGCGACCACAGGGCGUAUGAAUAGUCAUAGUACACGUACAAUUUGUUAUGACAGCGUGCGAGUUCGCGCACGUAUUGAACUGCAACAUAUUGAACCUGCAAGGGACAAGGGUUAAAACGUGAGAACGAGCGUCAACUCACAGAUGAGACAUACAAAGUUUAUCGUGAAUCCCGUCGCACAGCUGGACGUGUCAAGCGGGAUUUGUUGUUUGUAGUGCAUAAGCGUGUAGGUGGUAAGCGAUAUCAAAAUAUUUAUUUUUGUGACGGGUAAGCGUAUUAUCGUUGUAAGUUUCUAGAUUGUAAAGACUGCGUGCUGCUAAAGAGAGAGGGAGGGAGAGAGAGAGAGAGAGAGAGAGAGAGUCGAAUCGAAUAGAGGAGAGAAAUGAUAAAAGAUGAGAGAAAUAUUCGGAGAAAAAAGAGGAAGGGAGCUUCUCUCUAUCGAUCCGGGAUUCGAGUGAUCUGUUGCCGAAUAUAAUGUGUAAAAACGCGGAGAGUGUAUGUUUUAUUGUAAAAUCAUCCAACGACUCGUGGAGACUGGACCAAAGCUUCCGCGAUAGGCGAAGAAGAUUUACUUGAGCGAAAUAUAUAUUUAAUCAUUUUCCAUCACUGCCUACUUCCGGUUAACUAUAAAUAAGGAAGAAUAUAGGGAACGAGAUCGGUCGAGACCGAUCGACGUUGGAAUUGGGAAGCUACAAGGACGAGGAUUCGUUUAUUUAGAUACGAAUUUCAAGUAUCCUUCCGUUUCACGUGCGUUUCUUGUAAUAUACACUCGAGAUGUAGCGGGUCGCGGACUAAUAUUCAAAUAUUCCUCCGAACUUAGAGGGUAAACGGCGGCUAACUCUUUUCAAGAGCAAAGCUGACAAACGGCAACUCCACCCCGGACACGUGAUACGUCGUCGAACGUACUGGAGGGAUGGUAGAAGCGAACGCAUUAUAAUAAGAGUCAGCGAAGCAUACGGAGGAGCUAGAUCGCGCACGAUGUGUGUGUAUGUGUGUAUGUGUGAAUUAACAAGCGUAAAGAUUUCUUCGAUUUUUAGCAGCGCCUACACUUAGAGCGUAAGACUUACGUAUAAAUUGAGAUAAACAUCGAAUGUUGUCUCAUAUCAACUCGAUCACUACCGCAUGUCUUUGAAAUUACGUAAGUAAAUGUAUAAAAAAAAAAGACAAAAAACGGGGUAACUGUGUCGUCUAGAUAUUUUCGAACUGGACCCGGAUAAUUAGUAUUAGAUGUGACAAAGGGAAAGGAAGAACAGAGUACUCUUACCCCCAUCUCCCACCCUAACGACGUUAGUCGGAUCAAUAAGCUAAGUUUGAUACGUUGUCAGCUUUUUAUGCGCUACGAUAUUAGUUUUAGACUGAAGUUAUUAUCUGUUAACGCGGGAAGACUAGACUGACGGUAACAUUGAGAGUAGUCGAAGUGUCGCAAAGUUCGCAAGGUUCGUAAAACGAGAGCACGCGGGACAAUGAUUGAUGAGCAUUCCGUUAUGCCUUAACACACCGCGUGUGCUGAAUCCGUGUCCUAUCUCUUACUGUUAACUAUACCCUCUUAACUAUACCGACGUACAUAUUUGCUGUUGCAUGCUCUCCUACUCUAAAAAAGGAUGCAAAGAGAGAAAAACUAUUCCGUGCUCACUUUUACAGCCUCGCGUACUUCUCGCGAUUGUUGCCGAGAAACGCAAAAUUGUUCGACCUCUCUGUUUUGCGCAGUUAAACGGUCGGGCUGCAUGUUACUUUCUUUCGCGAACAUCGAGUUAGCUAGAGGAAAUCUCGUAAGAUCUCAGUAACGUAAGUUCGAUUUGUAUCGAAGCGAGGGCGCGAUUCUAUUUUCAAUCUCGUCACGCGCCGUCAACGACGCGUACUGAGAGUCGUCUGAAGAGUUAGGAGUGCAUUACAUUUGUACGUGAGAUUAUCAAUUUUCCAUUGUAAUUACUACGAGCAAGAGAGAGAGAGAGAGAGAGAGAGUAAUACGCAGUGCAACAGCGAAUGAUUUCAAGCGGUGUCAGCUUCCAUUUAACUUCGCAAUUAUUAUGCUGUAUUACGAACUACGAUCGUACUGCUUCGUUUAGUACGACUGAUAGUUUCACAUUAUUGGACAAUAAAAACGUCUCAUUGUAACGCGACCAGAACGCUAGGCAAGGACAUAUAACGAUAGUGUCGUUUACAUUAAAAACACAAUAUUAGGAUAGCAUUUCCUCGUUUCUCAGGAUGUACUCGAAACAUGGCUGCCUGAAAGUAACCCAAUCAUCAUAUUCUGAAUGCAUAAUCAGCGAUUCUUCGAAAUUAGGCAUUAACAUUUAUUUAUGCCCAACGUUAGAAUGUUACCAGAACGGCGAAGUGGACAUUGAUUCUCGAUAGGACUCACAAAUAGACGCUGGUCGAUAUUUCUCACGAACUGCGAAUUUAACUCGAAAACACAAUGCUGGCUUCUACUGUAACUUUCAUUAUGUUCUCUUAAUACGAUGUGGCAGCUAUUUCGUAUUUCGCGCAGCUAUAGAUACUACAACGUAAUAACGGACCUCCGUCGUCCAACUUCCUGCGGACAUUUCCACGUAUUGGAAACGUGGCGUACUAAAUGUAUAUUUAUCGACGUUAAUCUCGUACUAAUCUCGGACGCGAGCUUUCAUUAAGUCACGAUGAAUUGUAAGUUACGUCCGAUAAUUUGAACUCUAGGAAGGCCACAGCCGCAUAUUCUUACCGCGAUAGCUAACCGACUGAAAAUACUUCCUCGUGCGUUCCUUGCACGUCUGAUGCGUUUGCACGUUUCACUCACAAUGUGGAGGAGAAUUCGGACGGAGGAGGAUAAAUCAAUUUCACUCUGAGAGCAAAUCGGCAUUUGCUGUCUGUCGAGCUAUCUCUCGCUAUCUCUCGCAAUUCAGAAAUUCUGCACAACUCAACGCGGUCAUUACGUAUGUAAUCGGCAGACUUUCGGUUGCAUCGUUCUACAAGUUUACGUCGUGCGAUUUGCAACGAGAAAAAGAUUCUGGAAAAGAAAAAAACGAUACGCAAAACAAUUUGAUCGACACUUCAACAUGCGAAUAUCGUUCGCGCUGUAGCUAAUCUAGCUACACGAGGCUACAACGCCACGAGUACUACUAUCUUGACCCUUUUAACGUAGAGAUACUAUACUCGAAUAGAAUUCAAGAAUCUAUCUAUCAAAACCUAUCUCUUCUCUAUAGAUAGUUGAGUCUUCGCCGAGGAUUACUUACGGCGGUAUCUAUUAUAGACAUUAUAGCUACUGGACAGAGGAAAUAUACAAUGCGACGUGGUGAAAGUGACGCGAAAUCGCUUAUCGAUGGUAAUGAACCAAGGCAAAGGAGAGGUGGCAUACGCGGUUCACGAGCUGUUGGAAGCUGUAUUUAGGAAGAGUUAUUUAUUAGGUAGAAAACUCGAGAGAGAUAUCGUGGUCGGGCUGUACGCAUAUUAGCUGACAGAUGGUCCAAUCAUAGGCUACAUAUUCAUAAGGGGAAAAUAAAACGAGAACUUAAUGGAAUAGCCUAACUGUGUCACGCGAGGCAUGAGAAACGGCGUGCGAUGAAUUAUAUGUAUAAAGUACACGUAUAAAGUAUGUGUGCCCGACGAAGCGCAUAGUCGCAUUUACGUAGUCGUGUAAAAUUACAAAAGCAAACUUUCGAUUAUCUGGUUGAGCGUCAAUCCGCAGCAACUAAUGUAAAGCGUACCUAAACUGGUUGGAAUUAACGUUAAAACAAUCACGCAUUGUUCGGAUAUCUCCUGGACUUUUAUGUUGUUUAGGCUACAAAUAGACAGCUCUUUCAGGUUAUUACAUCGACGAAAGAAAAGUUAUCUCCGACAAAAUCGUCAAUGAACGAGUAAACGGGUGGGCAGUAAUAUCAGCUUUUUACGAUUUAUUGCACCCUACGGAAAUACUGGAUUUUCAUGAUGUACCAUAAAAUAGGGUAACUUCGGAUGUGUCCGAGGUCAUUCACAUUGAACGCUUAUUGCACGUCAGGGUUGUACGCGUCACAAUAAAACGCUGCGCUAAUAUGUGUCACGCGGUUCCUCAAGCAUCGUGCGUUGAACACGACAAAGUUUAAUGCGGAGAAUACUAUAUGAUGUUAAAAAUAUGGAGGAUUUUAAAAACAGAUUAAAAGACAACAAGUAAGAAAAUAUUCAUAUAUAUAUUUUCAGUGUAAAUCAAGUAUGUGUAUAUAUACUUGUGGUAAGACUACGUAUCUCAUAGCUUUAACGGCUCGCCGACGCCCAGGUGGAAGCAAUCUUCUUUGGUAGCGAUAUCGGAGUUGCGUAUAUAUCACGAUCAACGACGCGUACGACGUCUCGCGACGAAGGAAAACUGCGUAGCCGGUAAUUCAAUGUGUUCUGUUAACAAAGACGGUGUGUUUCCACUCGUGGAAGAGCGCAUUAAGGAGUAAUCGUUUGGAUGUUGAUUGUUAAAUGUUAGGAUAGCUGGAUACGACGUUAUGUCCUUACAAAACCCGAGCUACAUGUUAAGAAUCCUCCCUUCGUUACAUACGGCUUGCUGCAUCUUUUUUCGAUUCAUCGUUUCGUUUAUUUUCGACUUUACUAACUUUGAUAAUUACUAACACAGUGUCGUUAUUCUUUUGGAUUUAUGUUCAUUUAUCCACGCGUGUGUCCAUUUGUUGCGUGUACUUCGAUUCAGUAUGAUUUUUACGCGCGCAGGUAUCGAAAAGGAAAACAGGAAAAAGAACAAACGUGAAAUGUUUAGCUUACAGCAACGCAGUCUGCACUGCCGUCGCUUUCUCGCAACGAAAAUCGCUUCUCGUUUCGAACGUUUCGUCCCGAAUAAUGUGGUCGUUCAAAUAAAAAAAAAUUAUAUAUAUAUAUUAUUCAAGAUUAAUUUAAAAAACAAAAAGAAGAAAACAUUCGAUGCACAUUAAACGGUUUGCGCAUCACAACGAAUCCUAUGUUUAAGAAAAUGCUAUAUUCCGCGUCACAUUUAGUUACAUUGAAACCUAGUUAUCAUAGUUAUUUUGUUACAAUUAUUAUCGAUUAUUUAUUGUACUAUACCUGGAAGUAUGUAACUAUUUUAUAAAUAAAUAGAUAACCAAUGUA